AUGGGCACGUCAUCGGUAUAUCGCUCGAGUCAACGUGUUAUCAAUUUUGCAGAAUUGUGCUUUUAUUGUGUCAAGAGACAGCCAGCGAUAUCACAUGGUUCUCCAGCAUCUCCCGUACAUCCCCAUAACGCCCGAGAUGUUGGAGCAGUGAAGGCCAAUGUUUUCGAGAUUGUCGAUAUUUCCAAGGAGUACUACUACGGGGAUACUAAUCCAUACCAUAGCAUUGCAAACAUAUUCUAG
Messenger RNA from Haemonchus placei, 240 nucleotides. NCBI's taxonomy places the organism in Eukaryota, Metazoa, Nematoda, Chromadorea, Rhabditida, Trichostrongylidae. The record is from the annotation of a GenBank genome assembly.